Messenger RNA from Tupaia belangeri chinensis (Chinese tree shrew), 2930 nucleotides. RefSeq names its product alpha-1,3-mannosyl-glycoprotein 2-beta-N-acetylglucosaminyltransferase (gene MGAT1). Gene Ontology annotation, biological process: protein N-linked glycosylation. Gene Ontology annotation, molecular function: alpha-1,3-mannosylglycoprotein 2-beta-N-acetylglucosaminyltransferase activity. The record is from RefSeq and is a predicted model, not a curated record. NCBI's taxonomy places the organism in Eukaryota, Metazoa, Chordata, Mammalia, Scandentia, Tupaiidae. Gene Ontology annotation, cellular component: Golgi apparatus.
GCUCCGAGACCGGACAGUUAGAAGCCGGGGGCUUGCAAGCGGGGCCCAGCCUGGGCAUUCGUGGUGGCCGGGAGGGACUUCCGCGGGGACGGAAUCACAUCCCUGCCCAGUGUUGGGAGCAGAGGGGGAGGCGAGGGUUGGGGCAGGGGGGCGAGGAAUGCAUAUGGGAGGUGCCAGCAUCUUGGUCUGGAGAGCUGGCGGAUUAAAACCCUGAACUCACUAAGACGCUUGGGAGAGUGGGUCAGUAUGUGACAGUUCAGACGGGAGGACGUCCUUUUCUGUGUUUCUUAGCCGGUCCCACCGUCCCUGCUGUGUUACUUUUCUGUGGGGACAGGGACUACCUUUUGUACCCUGAGGCAUUAUGUUGACACGCUUGAGUGGUGACUGUUGCGGGGUGCAGCGGGUGCAGCGUGUGAAUGAAUAGGUACCUUGCGUAACCUGGCGCGUCCAACGAAGGACUCUGAUGACAUAGUUCACACGGAUCAGCCUCCUGGGCCAUGCUGUAUCGAAGGCCCGUUUCUUCUGAUGCGCCCCAGCGGAAGACAGGUGGGCCUGCCCUCACAGGGGAUGACGUCCCCUGCCUGAGCAAGAGAUGGCCGAGCACCUGCUCUGCCCCUCAGCAGACUCCGCGCGCCCUAAGCCAGCUGAAUGAGGGCCUGUAACGGCCGCCUGGGCGGGACUCUGAAGCCGGCAGUGGGGGGGGAGGGGACGGACACACCCCUUCCCCCCCAGACUCCUCCCCGUCAGGGUCGGCCCAGCCAUGGACUUUGGACCCGGGUGAGAGCAGAGAAGCGCCCUGGGUUUGGUGGAUCUGAUCUGGUAUUCUCAGUCCGGAAAUGGAGUGCUGGCAGGGGGCUCGAUGAUCUCCAGGGGGACAGCUGACAGAAGAGAAGGUGUAUGGCCGCUUCCUGACCCAUGGGCCAGCCGGAGCAGCCCUAGAGCCCUGGGCGCGUGAGCCAGGCCCGCCCGGGCAGCCCAGCCGCCGUCCCUGCCCUCGGGGGCAGGAUGCUGAAGAAGCAGUCCGCAGGGCUCGUGCUGUGGGGCGCCGUCCUCUUCGUGGCCUGGAAUGCCCUGCUGCUGCUCUUCUUCUGGUCGCGCCCGGCGCCCGGCAGGCCGCCCGCCGACCGCGCCCUGGACUGCGGGCACGAGGAGACGGCGCAGGUGAUCGCGUCCUACGGCAGCGCCAUCACGCACAUCCGGCAGCCGGACCUGAGCACCAUCGCCGUGCCGCCCGACCACCGCAAGUUCCAGGGCUACUACAAGAUCGCUCGGCACUACCGCUGGGCCCUGGGCCAGAUCUUCCGCAGCUUCAGGUUCCCAGCGGUCGUCGUGGUGGAGGACGACCUGGAGGUGGCCCCCGACUUCUUCGAGUACUUCCAGGCCACCUACCCACUGCUCAGGGCCGACCCCUCGCUCUGGUGCGUGUCUGCCUGGAAUGACAACGGCAAGGAGCAGAUGGUGGACGCCAGCCGGCCCGAGCUGCUCUACCGCACGGACUUCUUCCCUGGCCUCGGCUGGCUGCUCCUGUCCGAGCUCUGGGACGAGCUGGAGCCCAAGUGGCCCAAGGCUUUCUGGGACGACUGGAUGCGCCGGCCUGAGCAGCGGAAAGGGAGGGCCUGCGUGCGCCCCGAAAUCUCAAGAACGAUGACCUUUGGCCGCAAGGGUGUGAGCCACGGGCAGUUCUUCGACCAGCACCUCAAGUUCAUCAAGCUGAACCAGCAGUUUGUGCCCUUCACCCAGCUGGACCUGUCCUACCUGCAGCAGGGGGCUUACGACCGGGACUUCCUGGCCCGCGUCUAUGGUGCGCCCCAGCUGCAGGUGGAGAAAGUGAGGGCCGGCGACCGCAAGGAGCUGGGGGAGGUACGUGUGCAGUACACGGGCAGAGACAGCUUCAAGGCCUUUGCCAAGGCCCUGGGUGUCAUGGAUGACCUCAAGUCGGGCGUCCCCAGGGCUGGCUAUCGGGGCAUCGUCACCUUCCAGUUCCGGGGCCGCCGUGUUCACCUGGCCCCCCCGCAGACCUGGGACGGCUACGACCCGAGCUGGAACUAGCUGCACCUCCUGUCCCUUUUGGGCCCCUCCCUUGCCAUGUUGUGAGCGGAGAUGGGGCCUCAGUCCCUGGGCCGCAUGGUCCCGUCUCUGUUUCCCUCUUUGGUCCACUUAAUCUUUUUUAAUUUUUUUCUCUUUUUUUUUCUAGUGGCAUUCGAGUGCACAGAUAAGGUGAGGGUAUCCUCCCAGCUCAGUGGAGUCAGAUCAGGGACCAUCCCGGCGUAUUAGGGGGAUAGCAAGGGACCCCUGUGUGGUACGGGCACUUGGGCCUGCUGGGCCAGAAGUGUCCCCCUGGGCUCUGCAGUGAGGUUGGGGACUUGUGCUCUCUUGGCUGGGCCUCUUCUCCCAGGCCUGGCGCUGGGCCCCCUCCGCCUCCCCGCGGUGGGGGACUGAGGUGUGGGAGAAGGGGGCGUAGUUGUGGCCGAAGUGAGACUAACCAAAGGGGUUCCACCACCAGGGUUGGGGCUGCUGCCUCUGCCCCCCUGUCCUGUCUGCCCUCUCCGCCCGCCCCUGCAGCCUAGCGGUCUGUGAUUCUGAGAUGAAAGCGGAGGGGAAGCCAAGGCAUCCUCAGCUCCCCUCAGAGACGCGGUCCCUGCUGUGGGGGGCUUGGAGCCGGCGGGGCACACAGGGUAGCCAGCCCUGGUGUCCCCUCCUGGGGCCGGUGUGCAGGCUCCCUCCUGAGGAGGGCGCACCUGGUGGCCUUGUUAGCGCGAGGUGGAGCAGCCUCCCCUCCCCCAGCAGUGCCAGGUCCUCACAGGCCAGGACACAGGUGGCAGGUCGGCAAGGGACUCACGUGGUUUUAUUUCUUGCCUGGCCUCAGUUUCAUGGAAGAAGGGGAAAGUUACAAAGUUAUUUUCAAAAAUAAAGGCUGAAUUGUCUGAAAA